AUGCUAUUGGCCCUUACUUUACCAUUCGGAGGAGCAUACCACGUAGCCAUCGACUUUCAUAGACCGUCGAACGGGCAAGACGUGGAGUUCUACUCAAAGUUCUCUAUGGUUCUGACGACCUGGCACCUCGGACUUGUCGAGAUGAAAUCGUUGGCAUUAUGGGAUAUGGAACGGGCCGACCCGUUUCUCCGGAUGGAAAUACCUUUUGAUCAAGUCAUUCGUACGGCCUCGGUCCUCACAUUGUGCCUCCCGCGGAUUUCAGACACAAUCAACUACAUUUCAUCUGCUGAACUUGAAGCCAUGCAAUCCCACGCUGUUCUGGUGAAUGUGUCCCGCGGUGGUAUUGUUGAGGAAGGAGCCUUAGUCAAGGCUUUGGAAAAUGGGAACAUUGCUGGUGCAGCCACAGAUGUCUUCAAGAAAGAGCCUGUGAGUGAUGGAGACAGUCCCUUGCUAGGUGAUCGAGUUCAAGACUUGAACCUUGUUACCACUCCACAUACGGCAUGGGUUUCGGAGGAAGACGUUGUGGGCAAAUGUCGCUGUAUUCAUAUGCGCGAGACCGAUCAACUCGGUGCCCCAGAAAAUGAACUACAUGAGGUCAUAUGA
Diaporthe amygdali is the source of this 603-nucleotide messenger RNA. Its product is annotated as glycerate dehydrogenase. The transcript has 2 exons. Gene Ontology annotation, molecular function: NAD binding. Bases 1 to 603 code for a protein of 200 amino acids. The record is from RefSeq and is a predicted model, not a curated record. Lineage: Eukaryota; Fungi; Ascomycota; Sordariomycetes; Diaporthales; Diaporthaceae.